AGUUUUACGAAAAUCGAAAGUAGAUAUUUUAUUUCGGAUUCCUACAUUCGUAGGCUGCAACUGUAUAGGCAGCGGUUCAGCGGACCGAGUUGUACAGUUGAUACUGUUACUAAAUUUUCACUUUCACACACAGUCUGCAUAUUACAAAGUUUACAUUUAUUUAGUACGCCCACGUAUUAAUUGAAUUUGGAAGACUCAGCUCAGACUUAUGACUUAGGCCUUGGCCUUAGACGCCUUAGACUUACACUACAGAAGCUAGCCUACUCUAUUCUAUACUAUACUACUAACUACUAGUAGUGCUAGUUAUUUUUGAAGUUAGAUGACACUUUUACUUUUUACAAGUGAAUUUUUGGUGUUCAGCUACUGCAAUUGUUGAGUUUAGGAACAGAAAAGAUAUUGCUUGGCAGGCAAUUGGCAAACAGCAUCCGCUCUGGGUCUGAAAACUGAUCUAAAUUAAAUUAAUUACAAUUUAAAUAACAUUUUUCAGUUUCGAUUCAUAAAUAAUUUAAAUAUAUAUUAUGUUUAUAUUGAAAUAUAUUUAUAUUGAAUAUUGUGUAUGCAAAAUAAGAUGUUCAUGGAAAAUAGGCUUUUAAUAUUUAUAUGUGAAUGUGUCCUUGUCAAAAAAAUGUAAAGUUAAAUUUGAAUUUUAUAAAUUUAAAAAUAAAUAACCAAAGUUUAAUUGAAUUAUAAUUAAUUAUUCAAGGGGCAAAUUAAUGUAAUGUAGGUCAUUGGUGAAUUUAUUUGGCAAACAGGAGUCAGUGAAUCAGUGAAUGUAACACUGAACUUUAUUUACUAAAAACAUUUUAAAUACUUUUAUUUUCAGUUUUUGAGAUGGAGCUCGCAAUAAAAAAUAGUGACUUAUUCUUGUGUAAUGAGAGCAUCAGCCUUGCUCACUGUGUGAGUGAAGAUUUGACCAUGGGAAAAGGCAUUGCUGUUGAAUUUAAGAAGCGCUUUGGAAAAGUCGAGGAACUUAAACAACAAAGUAAUGACUCAAGAUAAUGUUUAAGUUUCAUUUCACUAUUUUCACCCACUAGGACUGAGAUGUCAGUAUUUGUCAUAGACUCUUUGAGUUCAUUGUCAACAUUUUAAAUAGGAACAGUAACAUACAAGUUGAUCCACAUUGUUGAUACAUUUUUAAAACAAAACAAAAAAAACAACACCAUUUAUCAAUCUUUAUUCAUUUAUCAAGAUGCAAAAUCAUACUUUAAAUAAAUAAGUACAAAGGUACUAAUAAGCUUUUGAGUCUAGGAGUCAAAUAUAGUAACUUUCCUUCUUUCUUACAAGGGGAUCUUAUGUAAGCUUAAAACACAUCAUGCAAUAUUGAUUGUAAAAUAUUAUUUAUUUGUAUUUUAAAAUUAUAUAAGCCUAUUAAAAUUUGUUGCUAUUAAAUUUUAUUCUAAACUUCACUUUUGGUUUGUAAUUGUAAUCAUCAUUUUAUGAUUUUUAUUGAAUUGGAAAUAGAAUUGACCCAUGCCAUGACCAGAUUUUUUUGACAAACUUGUGAACCAAUCAUAUUUUUUCGCAGACACUUUCUUUAAAAUUUGAACUUGAUUAAGGACGUUUCCAGAGAUGGCCUCUGUAAAUUUCCUGAAAAUUGCACUUCAUUUUUACACCAACAUUUUUACUACCUGUCUUAGGAUUUAACAAAAAUUGAGUUGCAUUUAGUCAUUUAGUAUCUUAUUUUAAUUUGACAUAAUGCUUCCUAUUUUAAAUUAGUUUUCAUUUUAAAUAUGUUUUUAUAAGAAAAAGAGACACAGUUCUUAAAAUCUAUUGCAGAAGCAAUGGUGGGACAGGUGGCUAAAUUGAAAGUUGGUGAUCGUCAUGUUUACUACCUAGUCACAAAGGAGAAGCACAACGAUAAACCAAAUAUAACAACACUGAAAUUCUGUCUUCGUGAGAUGAGAGAUCACUGUGUUGCUCAUGGGAUCAAUGAGCUAGCUAUGCCGAAAAUUGGAUGCGGCCUUGACGGGCUGGCAUGGGAGGACGUACAAAAAUUAAUUAUUACUGUUUUUAAAGAAACAAAUAUUAAAGUUACUAUAUAUGAUAUAUAAGUUUUUUUUACCUUACAACACUUUUUUACAGGGUACUCAAAUUUCAUUUGUAACAUUAAAAAAAACAAUGUAACCCUGGAGAAGACAUUUUCUUUCAAUUAAAAACAUUUUUUAAAUUUUAUACUAGAGCUAAACCACCCAUUUCUUUAGCUCCCUUGUUACUAUUGUUUGAGGUUAGCAGCUUGGUAUACAGUAAAAUACUUAUGAUUUUCAAUUAAAUAAUUCAGUUUGGUUAGAAAGAAUAGCAAUCUCCUAGAAUGUUUUGCAACUAAAUUUUUAAAAAUUUUUUAAAGAGAUUUCACUAAAAGACAGUUUUGUGAGCUAUUCACAAAGUGAUCAAGUUAAUGCAGACCGCAGAAUCAAACCUACAUUUAAGCUAAGUAACAUGAUACUUACACAUGCACCUGUAGAGUAUUUGUUGUAUGUACCAGUAAGUAUAAAAAAAAAUAAAGAUACAUUAUGUCAUAAAAAUUGCUGAGCCAUGUCAUUCAAAUUCUCAUAAUGAUAUUGUUUUAAACAUCACACUUAACAGUUCUCUACUGUGUAUUAGGACACUUGUAUAUUUCAUUUUGAGUUUCAUUUAUUGAUAUGCAAUAUUUGUUAUUUUUAUUUCACUGUGAUAUAUUGUAAAUUGCACAAAAUAUUUUGCCAUUUCCUAUUAAUGAUGCAGCACAAUUCAAAUUGUUCAAAAAAUAACUGUUGCAUGGUAUAGUAAUUAAAUUUUAUCACACACAUAUUUUUGUUUGCUGUUUCAUGUAGGUAUUUUCCAUGGUGAAUUUCAUAGUUUCAUAAAACAGGUGUCCUCAUUUAAAGACAACAAUAAAGGAUGACUUUCUUAUGAGAGAAGAAUAAUUAUUUCAGCUCUGCUGAAUCUGUGUAUAUUAGUAAUAAUUUUUGAAAAGAUUCACUCAGGCUUGUAGAAAUAAAUAGGAUCAGAGUCACGUGUAGCCAGAAAUCUGGGUCGUUAACAUUUUUAUAUUGAUGAGUUUCACUUUUUAAAAGCAUUCCAGAGGAAAAGUUUUUAAAUUUCUUUAACUUUCCCCUUACUAUCGUGUCUCCACCACAUAUACUUCCUGUAAAUUUCACAUCCCACCUUUCUGAUUCAUUUCAUUAAGCAGUACUCUGGGGGGAGGGGGGGGGAGGCCGAGCCAAGCAGUUGUUUACAUUUGCGUCAUGCCCGAUUUGUUCAGCUGUGCUGUACAUCAUUAAUUUAUUCAUACAACUGAAAGACACAUCAGCCUCUGUGGCCUCGCCUUGGUUCACGUUGAGGCAUUCAAGUUAGCGAGAGGAUUCCUGCUGCUGCCUGGCUGGUGUGAGAUAUAGGGUUAGAUAGGUUCUUCAUUUAUGAUAAAUUUGUUGCUGCAGUAUGUCAGUGGUACAUUUGUUUAUACAUUGAUUAUAUCAAGCAUGUCACACCAUGCAUGCAUGUUACAAAUGUUGUUAAAAUAAUUAAAAAAGAUGAGCUAGAAUGUUUUGAAUUUUUUAAAUUGUUUUUUUCAGUGAAUUAUCUGAAUUAAUAAUCACAUCAUUCCACAAUGGAAGUAGAACAUUCAAAGCAAAUAGAAACAGUUAUUCAUUAUUUACAAUGAAAACUGUAUUAAACCAAGUUUUCAAAAUAUGCAGAUGAUCAAAGGUGAACAUAAUUGUAGAUAUGGACACAAACCUUGAGAAAAGAGCAAAGCUAUCAGUAUCAGUGCAUGGUUGAAGCAUAUUGUGAGAAGACAUUCAAUCAUAAGUGGAACUAUAUAAAUGCUAAAUAAAACAACAACCAUUACUCCUUAAAAUAAUUUCUGCAGUCUCUUUUCUCUUUUUUUUUUUUUAGUAACGGCUGGUAAUU
Lymnaea stagnalis (great pond snail) is the source of this 3888-nucleotide messenger RNA. The record is from the annotation of a GenBank genome assembly. NCBI's taxonomy places the organism in Eukaryota, Metazoa, Mollusca, Gastropoda, Lymnaeidae.